GCAAAAACUCCUCAGCAAGUCUUGUAGCUUCACGUUACGGAGGUGAUCAAAGUAGAGGGCAGGAUGUCAGAGCUGAGCGAUGAAGCUAGUGAGUCGGAGCUGCUGAGCCGCAGUCUUUCCAUGUGGCAUGGGGUUGGCCAAAUGAUCUGUUGGGAAGAACUGGAUGUCCCCCUGGACUUGCACACAGCAUCCUCUGUCGGCCAGUGUGAAGUGGUGCAGGAGUGUAUUCAGCGUGGAGAUCUGGAUCUGAAUAAAAGGAAUUGUGGUGGUUGGACUCCACUGAUGUAUGCCUCCUAUAUUGGCCAUGACAACAUUGUGCACCUGCUGCUGGAAGCAGGAGUGAAUGUGAACAUCCCAACACCAGAAGGGCAGACACCGCUUAUGCUUGCCUCCAGCUGUGGAAAUGAAAGUGUUGCUUACUUUCUUCUACAGCAAGGUGCAGAGCUGGAGAUGAAGGAUAUACAUGGCUGGACUGCUUUAUUUCACUGUACCAGCGCUGGACAUCAGCAGAUGGUCAAGUUCUUACUGGACAAUGGGGCAAAUGCCAACUGCAAGGAGCCAGUGUAUGGAUAUACACCUCUGAUGGAAGCAGCUGCUUCUGGCCAUGAGAUAAUUGUUCAGUACCUUCUCAAUCAUGGAGUGAAGACAGAUGUAAGAGAUAACACUGGAGCCACAGCACGAACACUGGCCAUGAAGUAUGGACAUACAAAGAUUGUGGGGUUGAUAGAUUUGCACGCAGCCCCAGUGCCCAAGGUCUUCUGUAGGGGUCCAGGAAAAUAUGAAGAGCUGAGUUCCUCAGAUGAAUCGUGCUCUGCUCCCCAGAGACAGAGACCUGUUCGUCGGACCAAGGGUCCCAGCAUCCAUGAUGGGCCCCAGGCUUUGGCUAAGAUAACAGCAGUAGGAAUUGGGGGAAAGAAGCAGUCUCACUAUGAGCAGGUCCCUCCUCAGGGCUAUGUCACCUUCAAUGAUGAUGGCAGCUGUGAAGCAGAGAAUAUCCGGAACAGGGAUGUUACCUCUCCAAUUAAUGAGCAGGAUGUGGAGAGCAGCAGCAGCAGGGAGGAUAAUGUUUUCCUUGUCAACAACUUAGCAGCCAUCAGGAGCAGCAGCAGCAGCAGUGAAUGCCUGACCAAAGCCCUGGGAGUCAGCAGUGAAGGCUCAUUGGAAAGCAAUGAGGACUCUGACCAUGCAAACAGUCCCCCUAGUCGGAAACAAGCCAAGAGCUUUAAGAUCAAGAACCGCUACAGCAACAGUGAUAGCCAGUGGACCCACUGCCCAGGGAAAGCUGGGAGCUCUAGUCAGCACCUACUCCUUCCUGAGCCCCCUUCCUACACAGGGCCCCAGGACCUGGCAACGUUCCUUGAACAGAUCGGGUGCCUGAAGUAUCUGCAAGUGUUUGAGGAGCAAGAUGUUGACCUUCGGAUCUUCCUGACACUCACAGAGAGUGACCUCAAAGAAAUAGGCAUCACUCUGUUUGGCCCAAAAAGGAAGAUGACUUCUGCCAUUGCGCGGUGGCACAGCAAUGCUCGGCCGCCCAGUGAUGCCCUGGAGCUGGCCUACGCGGACCGGCUGGAGGCAGAGAUGCAGGAACUGGCCAUUCAGCUGCACAAGAGGUGUGAAGAGGUGGAGGUGAUGAAGGGCCAGGUGUGCCAGGAACAGAAGCUGCGUGCAGUGGCUGAGAGCUGUUUGAUGGAGCGGGAUGAGACCUGGAAUGCCAUCCAGUGCCAGCUCAGAGAGGCUCAGGCCAUCACCAAGGAUGCUGGAGUUCUGCUGAAUCAAAUCAAAUGCUGUCAAGCAGAGCUGUCCUCCCGGCUAACCCAGGAGCAGGCAGUGGGCAGAGUGCUGGACACAGAGGUGCAGCUGGGAACUGGUGAAAGCAGGCAGCCUGUGCUGGAAGGAUGGCCACCUUCCCUGAAGUCUCUGAGCUUGCCUGAGCUGUCAGCUGUCCUAGAGGAGUGUGUGGGAGAAAUGGGAAAAGCUCUGCAGACUGUGACUGAAAACCUCCAAAGGCUCCAACCCCCAGGGCAGAGUGGGCAAAGCUGGCUCAAUCCGUAAUAAAGCAGGAGGGAAUACUGACGUCGGGUGACUGUUCCACCCGGAAGCUGAGUGUGCCUGGGAGAGUGAGCGCAAGGACCAUGCUGGCAGCACUGCAGCUCUCCUGGGAGGGCCAAAGCAGCUGGUGGAUGCGUGGAAGAAGGUCGCAGCUGCAAGAGAACAUGCCUGGGAGGAGGAGCGUCAGCAGGAGACAACAACCCAGCAGCUCUUUGGACCUGACUGUUGUCUGCGUUCCCAGGAUCAUGGUUGCUCAUACCAAAAGGUUAAGUUAUGAGGAGAAGCACUGAGUCCAGAAGUUUUAUCUGCCUUAAGCUUCCUGCAGUCCUUAUCAUUCAGGACUGUGUAGUGGCAGAAAGCUGAGAGUUACCCACAGCAAUCUAAUUAACUAUCCUUUUCUGCAUCCCAUGCUCCCCAGGGCCUCUGACACUUGCUGUGCCUCCUUUUAUGCCAUGUGGAUUGGCACAGAUAAUGCAUCAUGGCACAGGCCCAGAAAGUGUAUUUAAGGCAAUAAGGAAGGCAGGUUUGUUGGAGGUGGGUGAAGUGAGCAGUCUGCAAACCUCAAGCAGCAGGCUGUAGCUGGAAUAUCUGUUCCACUGCCAUCCCAGCUGCGUACUUCAAAACCUCUCUAUCCAGCCAGCUCACCCUGGUUCGGUUCAGAUUCUGGCCCUCCUUGGGUUGUUUGUGAUCAUGUUAUUCAGUCCCAAGGAACUCAUUUUUGUGGUAAGUGCUUUAUGGCAGAGAUUCUGCCUGUCUGGUUUGUCAGUGCCAAGAUCCCAACACUGACAGUGGUUUCAAGGCAGAUGUUCCCCUGAAAGUACAUGAGAGAGAACAGAGUUUGAGACUGCUCAGUCUCCUGCUCCUCUGGCAAGCAGCAGAGUGCCAGAGCAGGCAGGAUGGGAACUAAGGGAUAGAUAUAUCCCACAUGGGAGAUGAGCAAAAGAAAUCAUCCCAGGUGCAGUGGUGGUGCAAAGCUUUGUUCCCCAACCACUGCCUGUGUUUGGUUUCCAGGCUUUAGUUUUUGGAAAUAGCUCUGCCAAGGCAUUCUUGUGCUGCUGUGGGUGAUCUCAGGACAGGAAAAUUUCACCCUGAAGAGCUAGUUUUGGUGAGGUAGAGCCAGUUCUGCUAAGGCAGCAUCUUUGAAGGCUACUCAGAGCAUUGAGGCUGUACUGGGAAAGGUAUCUUGGGCUUUAUCCUCUGUUCCCCCUUGCUGGAGGAAUGGUGGAGAGUGCCAAGGCACUUACUGCCCUCUCCCUGAAUCUUGGUGCUCUGUCUGGCUGCACUAGCACAUGGUUGUCAGUGCUGUGUCCCUUAGAAGCCCAGAUUUGAAUUUAAGGCAAGAUGUCUAUGUGGAAAGGGGAAAAGUUUUCAUGGAAGCAAAAGAAAUUUCAACCCAAACCCCACAAAUCCAAGUGGAUAGGUCUGGGAGCAUCUGGAGAGUAGGGGAAGCCCUGGCUCAGCAAUGCAUUCAGAGCUGAUUGGAAAAGAGGGUGGCUGGAAGGAGAAACUGCACAGACUUGGCUUUGAAAAGGGCAACACAAACAUCUCUUUGGGCUGGCUUUGCUUGGUCAUAGGGUGGAAGAAAAGGGGUUUGGGAGGGUUAAGGGAAUACAUCCAAUAGAUAGUAAUGUUUGGGGGCCUGGGAAAAAGGGUGGGUGAGAUGCAGCUGUGUAUGUGUGAAGGAAAAGGAGAGCCCUACAAAAAGGUGCUGCAGGAGCUCAGCUGUAAAGGCUUAAAGGGGUGUUAGAAUAGCCUAAGGGGAUUUUAUAGAACAGUGGCUCCUUGAGGAGAGGGAGUCCCUUCACUGGGGCACUUCACACAGCAUGCAGAGCUGAAGUGAGGGCUGUGCAGGCAGUGGGGGUCCGGUGCUGUCCGAGUGAAAUCCUGUUUGCUGACCUGGAUGAAAUAAUAAAAUAUGGAAACCU
Pezoporus flaviventris is the source of this 3974-nucleotide messenger RNA. It is a transcript of the gene ANKS3, whose product is annotated as ankyrin repeat and sterile alpha motif domain containing 3. The coding region runs from base 64 to 2052 and encodes 662 amino acids. Lineage: Eukaryota; Metazoa; Chordata; Aves; Psittaciformes; Psittacidae. The record is from RefSeq and is a predicted model, not a curated record. Gene Ontology annotation, cellular component: cilium. The transcript is spliced from 17 exons. Gene Ontology annotation, molecular function: protein binding.